This is a messenger RNA of Medicago truncatula (barrel medic), 2729 nucleotides long. Its product is annotated as bifunctional TH2 protein, mitochondrial. The record is from RefSeq and is a predicted model, not a curated record. NCBI's taxonomy places the organism in Eukaryota, Viridiplantae, Streptophyta, Magnoliopsida, Fabales, Fabaceae. Bases 579 to 2087 code for a protein of 502 amino acids. Gene Ontology annotation, cellular component: cytosol. The transcript is spliced from 7 exons.
AACAAAACUCAUGAUUUUAUUGACGUACCCAUACUGUAAUGUUUUAAAAAUUGUUGUAUUCUCAUACCGGUACCCGUAUUGUACCGGAUACCGUACCCGUACCUAUGCAACAUAGCAUAUAAUGUAUAAUAACUUAAUUUCUCACUGUUUCUUCUUAAUUCCAUAAUGUAAUUCUUUCAAUAAUUUUGUUUCUUCUAUAAAUCAAAUGAACCACCAAUAAAUUUAGGUUUUAAUUUUUUAGAAGAGAAAAGAGCAUAAAAAAUCCAAAUGAGACAAUAAAUUUAUUCCCUGCCGGUUGCUUGUGAUUUUUGUUCACUGUUAAAAUGGAGAAAAACGGUAUCGGCCACUACCUAUAUCUUUUUGUUGUGGCCGAUUUUGCAGUAAUGGACUGUUUUUUAAAACCUUGUAAAAUAUUUUCAAACAGCGGAUAUAGCGGCGCCAUAGGUGUUGCGUGGUGGAAUUUGUUGACAACACUAAUUAGAAUAUGGUUGUUGUCUUGGAUGGUGGAGCUGAAUUCAUGUGAUUUUUAAUUUUCUCAGCAACCAAAACCGGAGAGUUUGAUUAUUUGGUGAAACUGUAUGUACAUUUUAUUGAGGUAUGAGUCGGCUGAAGACUGUUCUGACGACGAUGACGAUAAGCUUGGACUCUCCCAGUUGAGGAAGAAUGUUUUAGAGGAGCUGAAGAUGCAUGACUCACUGGUAAAGGAAUGGGGAUUGGACCUUGCCAAAGAGCACAGUAUUAACUCAGCAACAGUUAAGUAUACAGACUUUCUGUUGGCUACUGCUUCUGGGAAGAUUGAAGGACUGAAAAGUUCUGGUAAACUUGCAACACCAUUUGAGAAAACCAAAAUUGCUGCUUAUACUUUAGGUGCCAUGACUCCUUGCAUGAGGCUGUAUGCCUUUCUUGGUAAAAAGUUCAAGGAACUUCCAGACCUCGAAGAAAGUACUCACCCGUAUAGCAAGUGGAUCGACAACUAUUCCUCUGAUGGUUUCCAGGCUUCUGCUCUGCGAACCGAAGAAUUGCUCGACAAACUAAGUGUCUCUUUAACUGGCGAAGAACUCGAUGUCAUUGAAAAGCUUUAUUACCAGGCAAUGAAGCUUGAAAUAGACUUCUUCACUGCUCAACCACUCUUUCAGCCAACUAUAGCACCCUUGACUAAAGGACAUAACCUUGAAGAAGAUCGUCUCGUGAUUUUUUCCGAUUUUGAUUUAACAUGCACUGUUGUUGAUUCAUCUGCCAUCUUGGCAGAAAUUGCUAUAGUGACAGCACCAAAAUCCGACAAUCAGCCUGAAGAUCAAACAGCUCGAAUGUUGUCUUCUGACCUCAGGAACACAUGGGGUUCUCUAUCCAAACAGUAUACAGAGGAGUAUGAGCAAUGUAUAGAAAGCAUUAUGCCUGCCAAUAAAUUGGAAAAUUUUGAUUAUAAACAACUGUCUACAGCACUUGAGCAACUUUCGAAAUUCGAGAACUCAGCAAAUAAUAGGGUUGUUGAGUCCGGGGUUCUUAAGGGUAUAAAUAUAGAAGAUGUAAAGCGUGCUGGAGAGCGUUUGAUUCUUCAGGAUGGUUGCACUGACUUUUUUAAGAGAGUUGUAAAGAAUAAAAAUUUGAAUGCCAAUGUGCAUGUUCUUUCAUACUGCUGGUGUGGUGACCUAAUUAGGUCUGCUUUCUCUUCAGCUGAUUUAAAUGAGAUGGAUGUUCAUGCUAACGAGUUCAGUUAUGACGGAUCUGUUUCUACCGGCGACAUUGUUAAGAAGGUGGAGUCUCCCAUUGACAAGGUCCAGGCUUUUCGUAAUAUAUUGGAAAAUUGCAAUGAUGACAAGAAAAAAUUAACUGUUUACAUUGGAGACUCGGUGGGUGAUUUACUUUGUCUACUUGAAGCAGAUGUAGGAAUUGUGAUUGGUUCAAGUUCAAGCCUUAGGACCAUAGGGACACAAUUUGGUGUUUCAUUUGUCCCAUUGUUUUCUGGCUUGGUUAAGAAACAGAAAGAAUACAACGAAGAAAGCUCUUCCAAUUGGAAGGGUUUAUCUGGCAUUCUUUACACAGUCUCUAGUUGGGCUGAAGUGCAUGCUUUUGUUUUGGGUUGCUAGUGUUAUUUUGUGUCUCAUGCGCCCAAAUUCAUGCUAGGCUAAAAAAAAGAAACAUAUAUAUAGUGCAAUACAAAUACACAAGCAGGUGGCUAAUUUUAUAAGCGGCCACAGAUUGUCUGCUGUCUCUCUUAUUUCUCUUUCAGGAUGUUGCAAUUCAGAGACAUGGUGCCAUUCUGAUUUCUCUAGUGGUUCUUUGAAGCAUCUGGUUGCUAGUUAUUAUUGAUAUGAUCUGUCUCCUCCAAUCAUGCCAGGAAUGAGAAAUUUCAGACAGAAAUCUUUUAAAUGCUUGUUAGAUCAGGACACAAUUCAGACUUUGAAGUGUUGUACUGGUAUUUAGUAGGAUACUGCUGUUCCAUAAUUUUAAGGAUUCGGCAGAGAGAUCCUGUGUAUUUUUUAGUUGACUCCUUGAAAUUCAUAUGCAUAAAUGUUCAUUUUUUAGCAGCUUCAUUAUAGAUUAAUGGUUUUAAUCAAUUCCAGUAGAUUAUGAGACUUUUUUAGAUAUGUGAAGUUUCAAACCGGCUGAGUGACUUAUGCAUGUUCUAAACAUUUUAGUACCUUAAGAAGUCAUUCCUGGUUAAUUGUAUGGUACAGUGAGAAACUAAAAGAAGGGUUGAAAUUGGUGUAAAUCAGUAUUGUAAAAUA